UGAACGGCCGUUGCGCGCUCCCGAUCAUAAAACCUCUGACGCCUUCAUCCGGGAACCUCAACGAACUCGUUCUCCAACAUGGCGGCGUCAGCUAAGAAGAAGAAUAAGAAGGGGAAGACCCUAACUCUGAAUGACUUUCUGGCCGAAGACGGUGCCGGCAGCGGCGGCAAUCCUAAUGUAGCCCCAAGCUACCCGUCCAAGUCUACCAGCUGGGCUGAUGAGACGGACGACUUGGAUGGAGAUGUCUCGACAUCGUGGCACACGGAGGAGGAUAUGUACAGGGCCCCGCCCAUCGACCGCUCCACCCUGCCCACGGCCCCGCGCUCUGCUCGUGAGCCAAACAUCGACCGGUCCAAACUGCCCCGCAGUCCGCCUUACACGGCCUUCCUGGGCAACCUGCCUUACGAAGUCACCGAAGAAUCCAUUAAAGAUUUCUUCCGCGGCUUGGCAAUCAGUGCAGUGCGCCUGCCGCGAGAGCCCAACAACCCAGAGAGGCUGAAAGGAUUCGGCUACGCUGAGUUUGAUGACCUGGAGUCUCUUCUGAGUGCCCUCAGUCUGAAUGAAGAGAACCUGGGGAAUCGAAGGAUUCGUGUUGAUAUUGCAGGCCAAUCUAACGAUAAAGAACGAGACGGUGGGUCCAUGGGAGGCAGGGACAGGGGUGGACGCAUGGCAGACAUGGGUCCUGACAAGACGGACAGUGACUGGAGGGCUCGACCCAGUGCAGACGCUGAUGACGGACCUCCAAGGAGAGAUGAUCCAUUUGGAGAAAAAUCACGGGACCGCUACGAGUCCGAUCGUUACAGAGAUGGCCCGCGGCGAGAUAAUGAUCGCUAUGACAGUGGGAGAGACCGCUACCGGGAUCGCUAUGACGACAGGGACCGUAAGGAUCGCUAUGAUGACAGGGAGCGCUAUGAUGACAGGGACCGUAGGGAUCGCUACGACAACAAGGACCGCAGGGACUUCAGUCAAGGGGGCUACGACUCUCGUGGUGGAGGAAGUCGUCGUGCCUUUGGUAGCGGCUUCCGCCGAGAUUACGAGGAUGGUCGGGGGAGCAGCGAUCGUUACGGUGAGCGGGAUCAUUAUGGGGACCGGGAGGACCGGUAUGAGCGACGGGAGGAGAGAGCUCCUCAGCAAAGACCCAAGCUGAACUUGAAGCCCCGCAGCGUACCGAAGGAGGAAGAAGGUACCGGCAGCAGCGGGAGCACAUCUCCAGCCGUCGCCCCCAGCUCCGGCAGCAGGGCCUCCUCCAUAUUUGGGGGAGCAAAACCAGUUGACACAGCGGCCAAGGAAAGAGAGGUGGAGGAAAGGCUGAAGAAAGAAGAAGAAAGGCUGCAGAGGCAGCUAGAAGAGGACAAAACCAGAGGACCUGAAAGAAAGAUGAGGGACAGGGACCCUAGCUGGCGUAAUGAGGAAACUUAUGGUGAACGAUCCCGCACAGGAAGUGAAUCUUCACAGCAAGGAAGAGGAUCAAGGUGUCGAGACAGCGAGCGCCCUGGGGACAAUGAAGUUUUCUCUGGGAGAGAAGAGAGUUCCUCUCCUGGUUCCUCACCGCUGCCCCCCUCCACCAGCUCCUCAAAGGAGCCUCUGAAAGUGAUGCCUGCUCCUCCUCCUAAGGAGAACGUGUGGGCCAAGAGAAGUGCGGUGAGCACAGGCUCCGUUGAUGGCGACCCGCGACAGCCAGCCUCUCCAGUCUCACCAGGGGGUUCGACCCCCCCCAAGUUUAGUUCCUCGAGUUCUGCAGAUGAAAGAGGAUCUGGAAAGGAUGAGAACAAAGCUGACGGUGUGCGUCGGGACCGGGGGAUUCCGCGGGGACGAGGGGGGCCCGGAGCUGGGCGAGGCCGAGGUGAAGUCCCCAGCAAAGACCGAAGAAAGGAGGCAGACAGAAAGGACAACAAAAAAGACUCCAGACCACCUCCAGAGCCAAAGAAACACGAAGACACCCCCACCCCUAAGUUCAGCUCAGCCAGCAAGUACGCCGCCUUGCUAAUGGAUGGAGACGAUGCCGAGGAUGUUGAGUAAACGACGAACGAGGAGAGAAGAAAUUUACAAACUCAAAAAAUAAAUAAAUAAAUACAUUUAAAAAAUCUCAGUUUAUGGUUGAAAACCCGCAUCUGUGGGCGAGGUACAACCUCCUUAUCGUUUUCCUUUUUGCUUCCUUCUACCAAUGACCUGCCCUUUUAAUUUCAGACACCCCCCUCCCCGCCCUGCCCUGCCUUCAGGACUUGUCAGGUUCUAGCGACUAGUCACUUACAUGACUUGUUUUAAAUGGAGAAGAGGAAUGGCUGACACAUUGAAAAAGUGAUGGCAAACAUUGAAUUGAUUGUAAUAAAUGGAACAAAGUGAGGAAAAGGUGAAUCUGUAUGUUUGUGGUUUGCAGGUGUGGUGAGUCGGAGCAUGUAGAUGUAGCUUAUUUGGGUUUGACUUGAUUCAUUCUGGCAAACACACACGUUUAGUCCCAACCCUCGUCUACGGCCUGGUAACGGUUAGGGGUUUAAAAAUCGUAGCCUGAACCCUGUCUUCCAGUAUUAACACACCUGAAUGUUGACUUGCUAAUUUUAAAACCUCUGCCAAUCACAAAUAUGGAUUAAAAAGAUGAUUAGAUAUUUGAAUUUGUUCUGAAAUGAUCCAGCCCAGUAUUAAAAGAACUGAAGCCACCAGGAGAUUCUUAGAGAAUCCAAGUGCCAUUACUCUUCCCCAUCAGCAAACCUCAGCUAAAGGCCCCUAGAGGUCUCAUUUCCAGCUGUGUGGAAUCCCUACAGCUCAUCUUCCUUCGUACCUCUGAUGCUGAUUUGCAGGAAUAACAAAAGUUCUUGAUUUUUGCCAAAGGAGAGUUUGGGGAUUUUCCAUGAAAUGACACAAGCUUGUCUUCCGGUUUGCAAUAAAUUGGAGUGAUGUACUUUCCAA
Molecule: messenger RNA, 2904 nt
Organism: Nothobranchius furzeri (turquoise killifish)
Lineage: Eukaryota; Metazoa; Chordata; Actinopteri; Cyprinodontiformes; Nothobranchiidae
Product: eukaryotic translation initiation factor 4B
Molecular function (GO): RNA binding
Source: RefSeq, a predicted model, not a curated record